Prorocentrum cordatum is the source of this 2583-nucleotide messenger RNA. The record is from the annotation of a GenBank genome assembly. Lineage: Eukaryota; Dinophyceae; Prorocentrales; Prorocentraceae.
AUGGAGCUGCUCGCGAGCGUCGGCAUGGCCGCCAAGGAGCGGUCAGUCCAGAUGUCAGAGGCAGAGGGAUCACUAUGGGACCCAUGCUCGGCGGAGUGCCUGCCCGUGGAUACUGAAACCUUCCAGGAGAUGUUCGAGUACAAUCGCGCAAUGUACUCGUUCGACCAGACCCAGAGACUGGAGAGGGAGCUGCUGCGCUUGGAAAUGCAGAUCAAGCGCUUCGAGCUCUUCCGAGAGGACAUCCGGGAUCUAGUCGAGCUCACGGUGGGGAAGAUGGAGAUGUACCACCUGGUCGGCGCUCUCUUUCUUGAGUUCUGUGCGACGAUGUAUGUGGAGGCCCGGAUUCAGAAGAACAAAGCGCCGCCUUUUCUGCUGUCCCUGUAUUGGCUCAGCGUCGCGGGCGCCUGGAUCUACCUGAUGCUUGCUGUCAUUCUCAGCCUGUACGCCUCCAUCCGUGGAAGCAAAAGCGGCAUACGCAUAAACGUUCCGCGCGCUCCGGCGCCGCCCCUGGCGCGCUCCGCGCUCCAGGGAUCGCGAGGGCCCCCGAGCGCUGUGGAAAGUGUAUGUUGGUGCCGCUGUUCCUUCCUCCCUCCCAUCUCCGCCCACGCCUUCGGCGUGCGGCUGCUCACGCGGUUUGUGCGCCUGCCCAUCCCCGGCGCGCGGCAGAUGGACUCGCUGAACGCGAAGUUCUCCGACCUCGAGCGACAGGGGCUCGGCAACGUGAUGCGCGUGCCCUUCGUGCAGGGCGCGCAGCAGUGGAAGCAGCGGGUCGCGGAGGGGCCCGCGGUCGAGGACCCGGGAGCCCCGAGCGCUGGCCCUGGAUCGCCGGUGCCCUCGGCGCAGCAGGCGCUCGUGAGCAGCAGGGGUGCCCUGACCAGCCCAGUGAGAGGUGUAGGCAUGCGCAUUCUGUCUCCGCAGAACAAGUGGCAGCGCUACGAUGCUUACGCGCGCGUCUGCAUGUCACUCGGGGCUGGCCAGACGUUGAUGAGCCUCUCUUACUGGAUGAUCUCUGUGUGCUUCAUCCAUUACGAGAACUGGUCCCCGAUCACUUGCGUGGCUUUGUGCCUCAUCUUUCAGCUCACGGCCAUGGCCAUCCUGAAGUUGGACGUCGGAAAGGUCGAUUUCGGGGCGCUGUGUCUGAUCCAGUCUGCAGGCUUCGCCUCUGUCUCCCUCGCGGUCUACAUUCUGUGGACGGCGAGACGGCUGCCCUACGUCAUCACUGCGAGCGGGGAGCAGGAGUUCCAGUCGUCCGACGCCGCGCACAACAUGGGCGACCUGGACCACACGCAGCUGCACAGGGAGGGCCCGAUCUGCAUGUUUCUGAUGGCCGUCUGGCUGCAGGCGCUCCUGUUCACGGCGUCGCCGCAGGGCGAGAGCGGGCUGCCGAGGCGCUUCCGCACCGUGCUGUUCCUGGACGUGUUCGCCUCGGCGGAUGUCAUUUCGGGGCACGCGUCGCGAAGGAGCAGGUUCCACUUCGGGCGCGGCGGUUCCAACGCAGACACGCUCGGUACAGGCCUCUGCUCCACCACGAUGGAGUCGGCCGGUAUGCUCGAGCGCGUGAUGCAUGCCGACGAAGCCCUGAAGAAGGCCGAGGCAGCGUUGCGGCGUUGGCGGGAGGUCCCCAAUCAGGACACACCAGAGGCGCGCGUUAUAGAAGCGCGCAUCGAAAGGCUAUGGACGACGUGCAUGGCGGCGCGGCGGGCAUUGUUUCAAGAGGCCUCGGCCAUGGCGAAAGCGACGGGGGACAGCGAGAUCGUAGCGGGAGCGAAGAACCUGAAACCAGACAUGCGCGCUUGGCACGACCUCUCCGCUGCAGAGCAGCGCGACAGCGCCUACGCAUUCGCGCUGCUGGGACCCUUCGAGCACCACGUGUCUCGGCAGAGGUACUUUUACGAUCUGGAGAACGAGGAGUUCACGUGGCAGAAUUCCGAGGGCCGCGGGGAGCUCCCGCUGAGCGAGGCCGCGGCCCUCACGAGCGAGGCGGAGAGGGCCGUGCAGGCGGCCGUCAAGGGGCACCGGCAGGGCGCGGCGGAGCAGGAGGCGGAGGAGCAGGAGGAGGAGGAGGAGCCGCCCGACGAGAGCGGCGGGGAGGCCCGCGGCAGCAGGCGGAGGGGCGGCACGCGCCCGCCCGCGUCGGGCGUGCGGAGCGUCAUCGCGGAGGCCGCGAAGAGGCGGGGCAGUCUGCCCUGGAAGGCGCUGCGGAGCACCACCCUGGCGCUGCAGUUCGCGUGGGUGCUCACGGGCGUCAUGCUUGGGCUGGAGAACGAGGGCGUCUGGAAGCCGACCUACCGACUGAGCUUCCACGCGGAGAGGCCCCACCUCCACGACGAGGCCACGCCCCACUCGAGCGCCACCGACGGGCACAGCGAGAGCGGCGAGGAGCCGGCGCCGGAGCCGACGGAGCCCCAGGCCGACGGCGCGGGCUCCGCGGCGGAGGGCUCCGGCGAGCCGCCGUCCCGCCGCCUGUCCGCACCGCGGGCGCGGGCACGGCGAGUCAGCGAGCGCUGGCACGCCCGCGCCGUGGACGCCACCUGGCCGGCGGGCGCCUCGGCCUCCUGGCCGGAGGCCGUCGCGUCGCUGCAG